AUCCAAGUCAAGCGGCGCAGUCUACCGGUACCAGGCGGCUGCUGCCAGUGCUGAGGCAUAGGUAGCCGGUGGAUAUGAAGGAUAGUUUAUUGAUAAGCGAAUAACUAUUCAAGAGAGCUCAUCACUGAAGCGCCUGUGCUAAUUGUAAAACAUCCAUUGCACUAACUAGAUCACAUUCUUUGUAACAAAUUGUACUUUGGCUUCAAGCCUCGGUAUGUAGAAUCGUUUCCUUUAUAUCAUUGUUCGAUGUCCAACAGAAGUGUCGGCCGGCGGGCGGUCCGUGCAGCCUCUGGCGAGACAUUGCACGUGCCUCGCGCCGCUCAGAGUGGCAGUGGGGUUACCCAAUAGAGACGGGCGCGGCGGCGGGCGGCAGGGCUGCCGGCCUGUUGGACCGGCCGACCCCAGCCCCCGCCCAGCGGCCGGCGCGCUGCCAGUACUGGCCUUGUACUGAAGAUGUCCACCGGACCUAUAUAAGCUUGGGCCCGGCUGGAGGCCGGCUCUGGCCAACAUGGAGCUCGUCGUACUGUGGACCGUUUUGGUGGCUGCGUCCGUGGGCGCCCAGGAGGUGCCUGUGAACGCCCAGGAGUUCGCGUUCGAGUGCCCUCCGGACGAAACCACCGGCAAGUUCCCCGACCCGUACCAGUGCGACCUGUACUGGGAGUGCUUCCGCGGAGAGGCCAAGCUGAUGAAAUGCGCCGACGGGCUGGCCUUCGACCCGGAGCGGGUGCGCACGCAGCGCGAGCCGUGUGACUACCUGUUCAACGUCAACUGCACCGGCCGCGAGGAGCUGCAGGAGCCGAAGCCGACCGAGCACUGCCCGCGCGCCAACGGCCUCUUCCCGCACGAGACCGACUGCGGCAAGUACUACUCGUGCAAGGACUCGGUGGCCCAGGAGCGGCUCUGCUCGCCCGGCCUGCACUUCUCGCUGAAGACGAAGACGUGCGACUGGGAGGCCGCUGCCGGCCGCGGCAGCUGCGACACGCUGCAGUCGAUCGGUGACUUCACCUGCGACCCCAGCGUCGACUACUUCACGCCCGACAACCAGAAGAUCGUCCAUCCGACCUUCCCCAACCUCGAGGACUGCGCGCUCUUCUACGUGUGCAAGAACGGCGUGGUCCCGGCCAUCUCCAAGUGCAACUACGGCCUGGUCUACAAUACGGUCACGGCCGGCUGCGACGACCCCGUCAACGUCCCCGAGUGUGCGACAUACUACGACACUGUUGAAGAGACCCCCGUCGCUGAGGCUGUGUAACGGGGCAGACCCGGCAGCCAUCCAUCCGUAAAGAGACGGAGUUAGUCACAGUGGCGUCCUCCAGCCAGCGUUCACACGGUCUCCAGCCAGCGACAGCAUAUGCUCCAGCCAGCGUCAGCAAAUCCUGGUGCCAGUCAUCGCACGGGCCCUCUCACAUCCCGAGGAAAACAAUUUGAAACUGAGGGAGGCUGAAUAAGCUGUAAAUGGUUCUCGUGCUCUCUGAAAAUUUAUCACUGUAUUAAAAGUCACACUUUGUCAUUCACAGAACAUUUGUCGAUAUGUGAAACAGGUUGUGAUGUAACUCGAAGAGUUCAUUUAAAGAUUUUCAUAGAAGAAACAUUCCACACCAGUUUCGAAUCUUUGUGAUACAUUCCAUGAAUUCCCCCGAAAAUCAUGCACGGAGUGGAGAGCGCUAAGUACAAUGUUAAUAAUGUUUCGUAAAAUGUGAUGCGUCGUCAGCUCAUCAUAUAUCAUAUGCUCACAUGAGAUUUCACCUUCUGUGAUAUGUGCCUUCGCUUGAGUUGGAUGUUCCUCCCGUCGCAUUAUGUUGUUAUGACGUAAUAAACAAAUUGUUACCUCA
Amphibalanus amphitrite is the source of this 1832-nucleotide messenger RNA. RefSeq names its product peritrophin-1-like. Lineage: Eukaryota; Metazoa; Arthropoda; Thecostraca; Balanomorpha; Balanidae. Gene Ontology annotation, molecular function: chitin binding. The transcript has 3 exons. Bases 509 to 1252 code for a protein of 247 amino acids. The record is from RefSeq and is a predicted model, not a curated record. Gene Ontology annotation, cellular component: extracellular region.